Molecule: messenger RNA, 1416 nt
Organism: Carica papaya (papaya)
Lineage: Eukaryota; Viridiplantae; Streptophyta; Magnoliopsida; Brassicales; Caricaceae
Source: RefSeq, a predicted model, not a curated record
AUGGCUAACGGUACGGAUUCGGGGGAAUUUCUGGUACUGUCACGGGUUAGAACGGGCUUGAAGAGGGAGUUUGAGUUUGCAUUGAAGGUGCAGUCUGAGAUCUGUGGCUCAUUGGGACGAACGCGGUCAAGGAAAACCAUGAACGGGAUGUUGAAUAAUGCCGCAAUUAGCAACCAGAGUGCCAAGAAAAAUGGCAACAAGAAAUUGAAGAGCUGUGACUUGAAGGAGGCCGGCACGAAUAAGGAUGUCGACAAAGAUCAAGGCAUGCGAAAUUUGGGGGACCCUAUGAAGAUUGACGAAGCUGGAAUUAAUGAGGAAGAAGAAGAAGCCAAGAGUGAUGUGUUGGACUUUGAGGAAGCAAAGGUUGAUUCGCCUGAGUCAGUGAAAGAGGUGGGUGGUUAUGAUGAGGCUAUAAUGCACAUUGGUGAGGAAGAGUCUGUUUUAAUGGAACUGGGGAAAUCCAUGCGUGAAGAGGAGCAGGAGAAGACUAGACAAGAGGGAGGUGAAGGAGCCGAGAAGUCUUUAUCAAAUGGUCACGGUUUUAAGUUUGAAGCGGAGCAAAGGAAGGAUAAAGAUGAAAAGAAUGACUACGGAAAAGCCGGAAUGGACAAGGAAAAGCAUGGAAGUGAACUCCAAUUGAAAGAACCCGAUAAGGCCUUGGUGGAUGUUCGAGAAGAAAAUAAAGAAGAUUUGGUGGAAGAUGUUUUGAAGAAGAAAGAAAUAAGUUUACUCAAUGUGGCGGAUUCUAAGGGCUCUCCAGUUACCAUUUUGCGAUGUGUUAAUAAUGUUAAGGUGGGAACUGGGUUGGUUGAAAAGCCUUCAAGGAGGUUUACUCGGUCAUUAUUGAAACCGAAGGUGGAGAUCAGUAAGAAAUCUGCCCCGAUAAGUGAUUCCCAUAAGACCAGUGUCAAAGGAAUUGGUGAUCGGGGUAAUGGUAAAGGAACAGAUUAUGGGAGUUGUCCAACAGUUGCUACUCCUACAAAGCUGGGGAUGAAAAUUUCAACAAGGAGUUUCCCCACAAAGUUGAAAGAUCUUCUUGAUUCGGGUAUACUAGAGGGAGUUGAUGUGAAAUACCUACGAGGUUCGAAGGCAAGAGGAAGAGGUACUGCUACAGGCCUUAGAGGAGUAAUUGUAGGCUCAGGAAUAUUGUGUUUUUGCAGUGCUUGCAAUGGAAAUGAAAUUGUGAAUCCAACAGUAUAUGAGUUGCAUGCGGGUAGUUCCAAUAAGCGUCCACCAGAGUAUAUUUUCCUGGAGAAUGGGAACACUCUCCGUGAUGUAAUGAAUGCAUGCAAGGAUGCUUCAUUGGGAAAGCUGGAGGAAACACUUAGCAAAGCAGUUGGUCCAUUCAUGAAGAAAUCAAGAUUUUGUUUGAAUUGCAGAGAAUAUCUAUUUUCUCAUCAUAGGGUCUUUUCCUGA